AUGCCUUCCGACUCCCCCGUACACCAACUCGACUCGCCCUCCCCCCAUCCCUCUCGCUCCCCCUCCCCCUCCGGUCAUGACAUCCUCACCCUCCGCGCCCUCGUCAGCACCAAAGACGCCGGCGUCAUCAUCGGCAAGGCUGGCAAAAACGUCGCCGACCUCCGCGAACAGACCGGCGUCAAGGCUGGCGUCAGCAAGGUCAUCCCCGGCAUUCACGAGCGCGUCCUCACCGUCACCGGCUCCGUAGACAGCGUCGCAAAAGCCUACGCACUCAUCAUCGCGCAGCUCGUCGAGGCCAACCCGUCGUCCCCCGUCGUCUCUUCCUCGUCCGCGGCGCAUACAUCCAUCCGUCUCCUCAUCUCCCACAACCUCAUGGGAACCAUCAUCGGCCGCAGCGGUCUCAAAAUAAAGGCCAUCCAGGACGGCUCCGGCGCCCGCAUGGUGGCAUCGAAAGACAUGCUGCCCCAGUCCACCGAGCGCGUCGUCGACGUCCAAGGCGCCCCCGAGGCGAUUGGUCGCGCGAUCGAGGAGAUUGGCCGGUGUCUCCUCGAGGACUGGGAGCGCGGGCUCGGCACGGUCCUCUACCACCCCGGCGUCGGCGAAGACCGCUCGACCGGCCGCCGCUCGCACAACUACUCUGCAAGCUACUCGAGCCGCCGGUCCAACGGCGAGUCGAACGCGCGCGCGUCGAGCCCGCCCUCGCCCGGCUCGCCGUCCUCGCAGACCAACCUGCGCACGCAGAACAUCUCGAUCCCCUCCGACAUGGUCGGCUGUAUCAUCGGGCGCGGCGGGACCAAGAUCACGGAGAUCCGCCGCCUGUCCGGCUCCAAAAUCUCCAUCGCCAAGGCGCCGCACGACGACACGGGCGAGCGGAUGUUCACGAUCGUGGGCACGCCCGAGGCGAACGAGAAGGCGCUCUUUUUGCUGUACAACCAGCUGGAGAGCGAGAAGGAGAGGCGGGUCGGCAAGGAGCAGCAGCACCAGGAGGAAGAGAUGCAAGACUGAGCGUCGCGCGAUCCCCCGCGCGGUGAUCCCUGUUUUGACACGCGCGCGCGCGUGCGUGUUGCCGGGACGUGCACGCCUAGUAAGGCGGCUGGCUGGCGGGUGUCGAAUGGACUUUUUUCUUUUUUUAUUGCCGGGUAUAAAACCGUCCAGUGCCCGUCCGUUAUACACAUAGUGCUCAUCUUGCCAGGUGGCCUGCGCAGCUUUUUAUCUUCGUUUGUGGCUGCUGGUCGGUGCCAGCUCGUCGAGGUGGUCUGUAAAUGGACAUCGUUACGUACCACCUGUUC
This is a messenger RNA of Heterobasidion irregulare TC 32-1, 1289 nucleotides long. RefSeq lists its product as uncharacterized. Gene Ontology annotation, cellular component: cytoplasm; nucleus. The transcript is spliced from 3 exons. Gene Ontology annotation, molecular function: mRNA 3'-UTR AU-rich region binding. NCBI's taxonomy places the organism in Eukaryota, Fungi, Basidiomycota, Agaricomycetes, Russulales, Bondarzewiaceae. Gene Ontology annotation, biological process: 3'-UTR-mediated mRNA stabilization. The record is from RefSeq and is a predicted model, not a curated record. The coding region runs from base 1 to 1005 and encodes 334 amino acids.